GCCAGAGCUCCGCGGCGGCGCCGGCCGCCCCCUCCGCCGGCCAUGCGGCGGCUCCCGCUGCUGCUGCCGCUGCUGCUGCUGCUCGGGAUGGGGCUGGGAGCGCCGGGCGAGCCGGGGGAGCCGGAGCCGCUCGCCCCGUCGGGCGCGCAGUGCCUGCAGCACGCGUGUUUCGCCGUGUUCUGGGGGUCGCGCCCGUUCGCGGCGGCGAGCGCGGGGUGCGAGCGGGGCGGGGGGCACCUCAUGACCGUGCGCUCCACCGUGGCCGAGGAGGCGAUCGCGCUGCUGCUGCAGAACCGCGGCGGGCGGCUGUGGCUGGGGCUCAGCCUGGCGCCCUCCCUGCGCUGCACCGAGCCCGCCCGGCGGCUCCGCGGCUUCCGCUGGGUCACCGAGGACAACCGCACGGACUACACCAACUGGGCGCCGUCGGGGCCGCGCUGCGGCGAGCGCUGCGUGACCGUGUCGCGGGAGCUGCGCUGGGAGGAGCGGCGCUGCGAGGACCCCGCCGACGGCUUCCUCUGCGAGUACAACUACGGCAGCAGCUGCCCGCUCCUGCCGCCCGCCGAGGGGCUCCCCGUCAGCUACACCACCCCCUUCGGCGCCCGCGGAGGGGAGUUCCUGGCGCUGCCGCCGCGCAGCGUGGCCUCGGUGCCCGCCCUGGGGCUGGAGCUGCGCUGCGACGAGGACGGCGAGGGCGGGCGGCUGCGCUGGGGCCGCGCCGAGCCCGGAGCGUGGCCGUGCCGCCUGGGAGGGGGCGGCUGCGAGGGCGCCUGCAGCGAGGGCGCGGGCGGGCCGCGCUGCUCCUGCCCCGACGGCGCCGUGCUGGGCCCCGACGGGCGCGGGUGCCGCUCGCCCUGCGCGGGGGCGCCGUGCCAGCAGCACUGCGUGGUGUCCGGCAGCUCCUUCGUGUGCAUGUGCGACGCCGGGUACCACCUGGGCGCCGACGGCAGCUCCUGCGAGGACAACGACGACUGCGCCAGCGAGCCCGGGCUGUGCGAGCAGCUCUGCGUCAACACCAUGGGCGGCUUCGAGUGCCGCUGCUACUCCGGCUACAGGAUGGUGGACGGGCACUGCCAGCGCGAGUCCCACUGCUACAGGGCGCCCUGCGAGCAGAGCUGCGAGGACGUGCCCGGCGGGUACCGCUGCGGGUGCUACGAGGGCUACGCCGUGGACCCGCAGGACCCCGCGCGGUGCCGGCUGCACUGCAGCGACAGCCAGUGCCCGCCCCAGUGCAACCAGUACGGCGAGGGCUGCGAGUGCCCCGAGGGCUUCCUGCUGGACGACGACAAGCUCUGCGUGGACAUCGACGAGUGCGACAUGAACUACUGCGAGCACAACUGCACCAACCACCCCGGCGGCUACCGGUGCCACUGCCCCGCCGGCUACCGGCUCGUCAACGACCUCGACUGCGCCCCGCUCCCGGAGCAGGACGCGGAGGCACCGCCGUUCUCGGGGGAUUUCGAAUCCCAGACGCUCCCCCCCCCCACGGCCGUCCCGCGGACGCCCGCGCCCAGCCGGACCCCACCGAAGGCGGAGCCCCUCCACCCCGGUGCCGUGGUGGGCAUCGCGGUGGGCGCCGCUUUGACCGCCCUGGCCCUGCUGGCUCUGGGCUACCACCUGGCAAAGAAGCGCUGCCGGCCCCCUGCCACCAUGGAUUACAAGUGCGGGGGACCCCACGAGAAGGAGCUCGGGCUCCAGCCGGUCGCCUCGGGCUGUGCCGGCCCCGCACAGAAACUGUAGGGACUGCGGGCAGGACGCAGAGAGGGAGGUGGACUGAACUGGGUAAUAUUUACAACCCCCCCCCCCCCCCCCCACCACCUCGCCCCUGCUGCAAUUUUUUAAUGACAAUUUGGGAAAAGCUGUGAUCAACCCACUUCUAAAAAUACUCGCUGCUUUCCAGCCGGCUCUUGGAACGCUGGCGCCAGAGAGCCAGGAAGGCAGAACGCGCGGAGGCUGCUCCGUUCUUGCUCUGUUCGUUCCUGCUCCGUUCAUUCCUGCUCCGUUCCCGCUCCCUUCGCAGGCGGCAGCCGGCAUUCAGCUUUCCUUUUCCCGAGCCAGUGGUGGGGAAAAACCCCAAGGAAAAACGCAGGAGGGGCAUCUCCGUCUGGAACUGACUCUAAAUCCGCCUGGACCCUCUGACUGACUCGGUGGGGACUGUGGAAGGUCGCCCGGCCCCCAACCCCUCUCCCUCGGGCCGGGCUGCAGGGGAUGGUUUUCCGGGAUUGGGAGGCUCCUGCCUUUGUCUGGAGUCGGGUUAAUUUGUUUUAAACGGAUGGCCGAUGGAAGCAGGAGCAAAGAUGUUGUGGGCAGCACUUUAUGUGGCCCCUCUGCCCCCCGUGUCUGCACCGUGUCCCCCCCAUGUCGUGCCUCAUCCCCGAGCACUUUCCACCUUAAAUCACUGGUGGCAGUGGCGACCCAGCUGAGUGUCACUCAGAGGGGAGGGGGGGGCUAAAAUGCCUGAUUCCUGUUCCCUCAAGUUAUUUUGGGGCUCUCUGGGGGGCUGUGGAGGUUAAACAGGGACACCACACUGCCAGGGUGGGUUUUUUUCCGUGGCAGGGAAGGUUUGCGGCGCCGCGGAGCCUCUUGUUCCCCAUCCAAUUCCUUCCCCGAUUUCCCACCCUGGUCGCAUUUAAACGGAUUCAAGGUGUUUUUACAAACCCACUUACGACCCCUCCUGCCCACAGGGAUUUUUCCUGUUUUCCCUUGACCGGGGCUGAGUCUAAUCCAUGCUGGAACUCACAGCGAAACAUUCCCACGGGGGCAGGAGCCCGCCCAGCCUGGGGGGGAAAUCUGGAAAAGGCUGUGUUUUUCCAGCUCCUUCAUUCCAUGGGGGUCCUGCUCCGGCAGCUGUGGUGGGGUGAAGCCAGCGGCUGCUGGUGGGAAUGUGGGAGCGGGUGCUGACAGCUUUAUGCCAGUGAAAUAUCAUCCCAGAGCAGCACUUUGCUUUCCCACAGGAAGUUUUGCGGGCCCAGGGUCAGAACCGGGGGGUUCUAUUCCCCCACACCCCCCUCACAUACUGUGAACUCACUAACAUGCAACAUCCCCCCUGGAAUGCUGAACUUACAUGUCAAAUUCCAAGGAAAAUCAAAAUAGUUGUGUGAACUGUGGGUUUCCUAAAAGGUUGUUGCCCCCAGGGCCGGGUGACUGAGGGUCCUGUCAAUAGGCAAUUAGAGGGAAUGAUUUAUUGCAAAUAUAACUCUGUGGCAGGUUUAUUUUGGAACAAUUUGGUUGCAAUGGAAAGGAGGGAUGGAGCUGUUUGCAUUAUCCAUAGAAAUGGAGCAAUAUCAACAUAUAAAGGAGCCACUUAAGAAAAUAUAUAAGGAGAAGAAAGAAAGAAAGAAAAAGAAGGAUAAGAGCAGACAGUGGAGAGGAGAGAUCCCACCCGUGGCUCCAGUGAUGGGACUUGACUGUUGUGAUUUUGCUGUGUGAUGGUCACAGCCUUGAUCUGUCAGGGAUGGGGGAAGCCCCCAAAAUACAAAAGCUCCAAGGGUUAAUACACCUUCAGGCUCAGGUGGGAACACCCGGGCACCUCCCCUGCCUUAUCCAAGUGUGGAUCACACACAGCCCUCUGGAGGGAGCCCCAGAAAUGAGUCUGGGGGCACCUCGGGGGUCUUUGAUGGUUUAUGGCCCCUUCUAAGACGUGACCAGGUUUGGCCCUGAGCCAGUUAUGCCCCAUCAGAAGGGAUGAGCACCUCCUGGGUUAUGGGAUGGCUCCUGGGGGGGAGGACACUGCCAUGACAAGAAGCAUCAUCCCACCUUUCAGGAGCUGCUCCUUCCUGACCUUUUCCCUCGUCUGGCUCAAACCUCUCAGCCUGUUGCUUACACAAAGUCGGUUUGUCGCGGUCGCCCUCCGGUGUCUCACACAGGUCAGAGGUUCUGCCACCACACCCCCAAAAACUCUGCUCCUCCCCUUCCGUGCUUGGCUCAAAUUCCCUCCGUGGUGGUUUAUCCUACGAAAAGUGCCUAAACAGUGUUUGAGACACGCAGAUGUCUUUAAUUCCUUCCCCAAGGUUCAGCCCCCUGUUUUAUACCCCCCGGCGCGUUUUGUAAAUACUUAUUUAUUUAUUGGAAUUGUACCCUCCGUGAUGUCACGCGGCGAUUCUGCGUGGAGACCAAUAAAGCUUUUACAGUCUGGUUUAUAGAAA
This is a messenger RNA of Pseudopipra pipra, 4142 nucleotides long. It is a transcript of the gene THBD, whose product is annotated as thrombomodulin. NCBI's taxonomy places the organism in Eukaryota, Metazoa, Chordata, Aves, Passeriformes, Pipridae. Gene Ontology annotation, molecular function: extracellular matrix binding; transmembrane signaling receptor activity; calcium ion binding. The record is from RefSeq and is a predicted model, not a curated record. Gene Ontology annotation, cellular component: extracellular matrix; membrane; external side of plasma membrane. Bases 43 to 1737 code for a protein of 564 amino acids. The transcript has a single exon. Gene Ontology annotation, biological process: cell migration.